AUGGUUUUUAGAGUUGGAUUAAGCAUCUCCGGCACAUUCCCUGCUAACCCAAUAGCAACAACAGCUCAUUCAGUAGUCUUCAAAGUUCACUCGAAACUUUAUCGUCGAGAUGUAGUUGUCAAGAUUGUAAAUCGAAAUGCUAUUCCGCCGAGCAUAGCUGAAAAAUUUCUGCCAAGGGAACUAGAUAUCACAAUGAAAGUGCGUCAUCCACACAUUGCUAGAUGCUUGGCUAUCACCAGACCUGCGCCAACGAAAAUUGUUAUAAUCUCUGAUUACUAUGAGAGGAGCACACUUCUCGAUUUGAUUCUAACCCAUAAACGUCUGAAGGAGAAUCCUCUCUCAGUAACACUUUUCCGUCAACUCAUUGAAGCUAUAAAUUACCUACACAAAAGAGGAAUUGCACACAGAGAUGUGAAACUUGAGAAUAUUAUGAUAGAUGGGAACGGAGACAUCAAACUGAUUGAUUUUGGGUUUGCCAGACAUAUUGAAAGAAGAGAACGGUCUCGCUCAUUUUGUGGAACACAACCUUACACUUGUCCACAAAUCACACGGUUUCGGCCUUAUGAACCAUUCACUGCCGAUUACUAUGCCUGUGGAAUAGUGCUUUUUACUAUGGUUGUGGGAAAGUGGCCGAAUUUGGCAAUGAGUUCUAUGAACAUCUUUCCGGAUAAACUUCCAUCUCGUUCCUGUCGAAGACUGAUCACUUCGCUUCUCGAUGAGAAUGAAUCGUGCAGAGCUGGAUACGAUGAAUGUGUGAAUUCUGAAUGGAUGGGUGGACAUCCGGUUUGGAUGUUUGCAAACCACGCUUAUUUUUAUGAAGAAGUGUCGAAUCGCGAUGAAGAUCCGUCUAACUUCGAGAUGUCUGAAAUCUGA
Messenger RNA from Caenorhabditis briggsae, 873 nucleotides. Bases 1 to 873 code for a protein of 290 amino acids. The record is from RefSeq and is a predicted model, not a curated record. NCBI's taxonomy places the organism in Eukaryota, Metazoa, Nematoda, Chromadorea, Rhabditida, Rhabditidae. Gene Ontology annotation, molecular function: protein serine/threonine kinase activity; ATP binding. Gene Ontology annotation, biological process: intracellular signal transduction; protein phosphorylation. The transcript has 5 exons.